AUGUUUGCAAUGAGAGAAUCAACAAACGAUGACAAGAUCCAAAAGGACACUGGAGCAGGAGUUGUUGAUCGUCGAACCAUGAGCUUUGAUACGAAACCUUUCUUGUCGUUUGAUGACAACGCGAUGGUGGAUGAUGUGCUAGAUCUUUGUGCAAUGGUGGACGACAAUCGCGAUGCCCAACCAUCUCCAUCUGGAUGCUUUGACAAUGAAAUACGUGACGCCCCAACGUUGGAGCAUGGCGACGGUUUUCCAUGUGUGGAGGAACCUGUAAUGGAGUUUACUGGCGAGGACUUUGGUUACAUGCCCUUCUAUCCCGUUGACACGCAAAAGGGCGACGAUUGUCUUGGUUUGACUCCAACCUAUCAUCCGGGUCCUCGAUUCGAUGGUUACCAACAACCAGAGGUUGCCACCAGUGGCUUUGUGCCCAUCGCUCCUCAUUCGAAUGCUCCUUUCUCUGGCUAUCCUGUGAAGGAGAUGAAGAGGGAAGAGUCCGGCUUUAAUUCACCGUUCCAAAACUUCAACGGAACCAACGUAAAACACAAGAUGAUCCAAGAACCACGCGCCCCGGUUGCUGCUGCUCCCAUUCCCGUGAGAUCCGCAGAUGUGGCUCUCAUUUCUUCUCGUGCCGUGUCGCCUUCUGGGGGUUUUCCUAUUGAGGAUUACACUGGGGCAUGGCAGCAGAAGCAUGGUUCGAGUGAUCUUGAUUAUUUUGCCGAAGUUAUCCCUCAACCAAAUGGUGCGAAGACGGUCUCAGUCCCAGACCUCAAUCUCAUUGAUCAGCAUUGUGUUAUCAAGACUCAAAUGGGCCUGGCUGUGUUGUUGAAUUCCAAGGAUCCCAACAGUGCUACCAUCUCAAGUUUGCAGCAAUCGGUCGUGGUACAGCAACCAGGUUCCAACGUUUUGGGAGUUUACCAUUCCAACGCUGACAACAAUUCCAGCCGCAAAUUCCAACGCUGGUCACCUGAAGAAGACGACAUCCUCAAGACUGCAGUGGAGACUGAGGGAGGUCCACCAAUCAACUGGAAGAGAAUCGCUUCCAAGUACUUUUCCAACGUGCGAAGUGCCCUGCAAUGCAAAAGUCGCUGGACCAAAUCGCUGAAGCCAGGGGUCAUCAGGGGUGCCUGGACACCUGAAGAAGAUGCCUCUAUCCUCCGUCACAAGCAAGAGGGCUUGAAAUGGUCUGAAAUUGCUGAGUUGUUGCCCGGUCGCAUCGGCGAACACGUUUGUGAUCGUUACAACAAUGUCCUCGACCCCGAGUUGAAGAAAACUCCCUGGACUACAGAAGAGGAUUGCAUCUUGUUCAACGAGCAACGUCGGCUCGGAAACAAGUGGACCCAAAUCGCCCAACUCAUCCCCGGCCGAUCAGAAAACUCGGUCAAGAAUCGGUGGCACAAUCUGAAGGUGACUCGACAACGCCGCGAGCGUAGUGAAAAGAUGGCGCGCAAACGUCGAACCGAUCAUACCUGCCUUGCAGAGUCCCUUGGAAAAACUGUUGUCUCCCCGUCGAGCAAUGGAAAUUCGCCUCGAGGAAUUGUCAUGGCUCCUCCCAGCGACAAAAACUUACUUCAAGAAUUUGGCAUCGCUCCUCCGAACAACGCUCCUACUAUCUUUCGAUCCACUCCAAAUCCCACAGCCCGUCUUCAUCAAGUGUAA
Cylindrotheca closterium is the source of this 1653-nucleotide messenger RNA. NCBI's taxonomy places the organism in Eukaryota, Bacillariophyta, Bacillariophyceae, Bacillariales, Bacillariaceae. The record is from the annotation of a GenBank genome assembly.